AUGACCAAUAGCUCAUGGUUUCAAGUAUCUGAGUUCAUCCUGAUGGGAUUCCCAGGCAUUCAUGAGUGGCAGCAUUGGCUCUCUCUGCCCCUGGCUCUGUUCUACCUCUUAGCUCUUGGUGCCAAUCUCCUUGUCUUAAUCAUUAUCCACCAUGAGUCUACCCUGCAGCAGCCGAUGUAUCAGUUCCUUGGUGUCCUGGCUAUAGUGGACAUUGGCCUGGCUACCACCAUCAUGCCCAAGAUUCUAGCCAUCCUUUGGCUUGAUGCCAAGGCCAUCAGCCUCCCUCAGUGUUUUGCUCAGAUCUAUGCCAUCCACUCUUUUAUGUGCAUGGAGUCAGGCAUCUUCCUCUGCAUGGCAGUGGAUAGAUAUGUAGCCAUUUGUUAUCCCCUUCAGUACCCCUCCAUAGUCACUGAAGCUUUUAUAAUCAAAGCCGCACUGUCCAUGGUGCUCCGAAAUGGCCUGUUGACCAUCCCAGUGCCUGUGCUGGCUGCCCAGAGACACUAUUGCUCCAGGAAUGAGAUUGACCACUGCCUGUGCUCUAACUUGGGGGUCACCAGUCUGGCCUGUGAUGACAUCACCAUUAACAGAUUUUACCAGUUGGCCUUCAUCUGGGUUGUGGUUGGGAGUGACAUGGCUCUGGUCUUUGCUUCCUAUGCCUUGAUUUUUCACUCAGUGCUGAAGUUGAACUCUUCUGAAGCAACAUCUAAGGCCCUGAGUACCUGCAGCUCCCACCUCAUCCUCAUUCUCUUUUUCUAUACAGCUAUUAUUGUAGUCUCUGUCACCCAUCUGGUAGGAAGAAGUGUUCCCCUCAUUCCUGUUCUCCUCAAUGUGCUGCAUAUUGUCAUUCCCCCAGCCCUUAACCCCAUGGUAUAUGCCCUUAGGACUCAGGAGCUGAGAGUGAGCUUACAGAGGGUGCUUGGUUUGGGUGAGUAUGUGUCCAGGAAGUGA
This is a messenger RNA of Cynocephalus volans (Philippine flying lemur), 948 nucleotides long. RefSeq names its product olfactory receptor 56B34-like. The record is from RefSeq and is a predicted model, not a curated record. NCBI's taxonomy places the organism in Eukaryota, Metazoa, Chordata, Mammalia, Dermoptera, Cynocephalidae. The transcript has a single exon. Gene Ontology annotation, molecular function: G protein-coupled receptor activity; olfactory receptor activity. The coding region runs from base 1 to 948 and encodes 315 amino acids. Gene Ontology annotation, cellular component: plasma membrane. Gene Ontology annotation, biological process: G protein-coupled receptor signaling pathway.